UCGGGUCCCCCGGGGCGUCUCGCAGACUUCUAGGCACUCUCCGCCAGGCGCUGCCGAAGGGGUGAUGGGCCUCAUGGGUAGGCUGUUGCUGUGGCUCGAGGUUGCGGGCAUCAUUCUCUGCUCCAGCUCGGGGACCCAGGUGCUUUUUCUUACACCCUCGCCCCCUCUGCUGCCAGUUCCCAGCCGCUGGGACUCAAAAGUUACCUCCCGGCGGACCAGCUCUCCAAAUCCUCUAGGCACCGAGGGGCCUUGGCUGUUCACCACCUGCGGGGCCAGCGGCCGGCACGGGCCCACACAAGCGCAGUGCGACAGGGCAUACGCGGGGAGCGGCGUGGUGGUGUCGGAUCUCCGCCUAUGGAGCCGCGGGCGGCAAAGGCGCUCAGAGCCACCUGCCACGGGCGCACGGCGUCUUCGUGUCAGCGGUCUUCUCUCUCGGUCGUGGGGAGACGCUGUUCAUCCUGGUGGGACAGCAGGGCGCAGACGCCUGUCCCGGGGGGAGCCCGGAAAGCCAGCUCGUGUGCCUCGGAGAACACGUGACGAUGGAGGCGGUCGACAG
Fukomys damarensis (Damara mole-rat) is the source of this 556-nucleotide messenger RNA. RefSeq names its product leukocyte tyrosine kinase receptor-like. The record is from RefSeq and is a predicted model, not a curated record. The transcript has 5 exons. The annotation marks the transcript as partial. Lineage: Eukaryota; Metazoa; Chordata; Mammalia; Rodentia; Bathyergidae.